CACAUCCUACCAACUUGUACAGGCAUCAUCUUUCAAGCUCUCUUCCCAUUUUGCCUCUCCACUUUUUCUCCACUUACUAGUCUUUGCAACCUCGCCAUUGUUGUUUGCCAAUGAGGCUUCUUGUGUUCUUGUUUGCUUGCCUCUUGGCAUGUGCCGCUCUUCCACAUUGUGCGGAGGCAGCCAAGGCCAGGCACUUCAAAUGGGAGGUGAGCAACAUGUUCUGGUCGCCGGAUUGCGAGGAGAAGGUCCUCAUCGGGAUCAACGGGCAGUUCCCCGGCCCGACGAUACGCGCCAAGGCCGGCGACACCAUCGUCGUCGAGCUCAAGAACGCGUUGCACACCGAGGGGGUGGUCAUCCAUUGGCACGGCAUCAGACAGAUUGGGACGCCAUGGGCGGAUGGCACGGCGGCGAUCUCCCAAUGCGCCAUCAACCCCGAAGAACACUUUACUUACCGAUUCGUCGUCGACAAGCCGGGGACAUACUUCUACCACGGGCACUACGGGAUGCAGAGGGCGGCAGGGCUGUACGGGUCUCUGAUUGUGGAUGUGGCAGAUGGGGAGGAGGAGCCGUUCAAGUAUGACGGGGAGCUGAACCUGCUGCUCAGCGACUGGUACCAUGAGAGCAUCUACAACCAGAUGGUUGGCCUCUCCUCCAAGCCCAUGAGAUGGAUCGGCGAGCCACAGUCGUUGCUGAUCAACGGGAGGGGCCAGUUCAACUGCUCGCUGGCGGCGGCGCACACGCAGGGAGCCAAGCAGUGCACCGGCGGCGGCAACAAGCACUGCGCCCCGGUGGUGUUCCCCGUCCUGCCCAACAAAACCUACAGGCUCAGGGUCGCCAGCACCACCUCCCUGGCUUCUCUCAACCUCGCCAUCGGGAAUCAUAAGCUGACGGUGGUGGAGGCGGACGGCAACUACGUGGAGCCGUUCACGGUGGACGACAUGGACAUCUACUCCGGCGACAGCUACUCCGUGCUGCUCACCACCGACCAGAACCCUUCGUCCAACUACUGGAUCAGCAUCGGUGUUCGAGGCCGGAACCCCAAGACGGCCCCGGCCCUGGCCCUGCUCAACUACCGGCCCAACAACCGCGCGAUGAAGCUCCCAGCCGUCGCGCCGCCGGCCACCCCAGCGUGGAACGACUACGCGCACAGCAAGGCCUUCACUCAGAGAAUCCUCGCCCGCGCCGGCACACCCCCUCCGCCGGCGACCUCCGACCGCCGGAUCGAGCUCCUCAACACGCAGAACAAGAUGGACGGCGGGAUCAAGUGGUCCAUCAACAACGCGUCCAUGGUGCUCCCCGCAACCCCGUACCUGGGCUCCCUGAAGCUGCUGGGCCUCAAGCCCACGCUGGGCGCGUCGGCCCGGCCCGCGGAGAGCUUCGGCCGGGGCUACGACGUGACCCGGCCGCCGGCGAACCCGAACACGACGGUGGGGGACAACGUGUACGUGCUGGCCCACAACGCGACCGUCGACGUGGUGCUCCAGAACGCCAACGCGCUGGCCCACAACGUCAGCGAGGUGCACCCGUGGCACCUCCACGGGCACGACUUCUGGGUGCUGGGCUACGGGGAAGGCGCCUACAACGGGGACGCCGCCGACGCCGCCAGGCUCAACCUGAGGAACCCGCCGCUGAGGAACACGGCGGUGAUCUUCCCCUACGGGUGGACGGCGCUGCGGUUCGUCGCGGACAACCCCGGCGUGUGGGCGUUCCACUGCCACAUCGAGCCCCACCUCCACAUGGGCAUGGGGGUCAUCUUCGCCGAGGCCGUCGAGCGCGUCGGGGAGGUGCCCAAGGCGGCCAUCUCCUGCGGCGCCACUGCCACCGCGCUCAUGGCCGGCGGCGACCACCCCUGAUUCUGAAUUAGCGUGAGAGCACCUCUUUGGUGUGUGAGCUUCUAUCUGAUCGAGGCGUGUACUUCCUUUCCUUGUGUUUCCAAUUAGUUAGGGUUCUUCGAUUUUUUUUAACCCUUUCUGAGUAAGAUUGUAUUGGUUAAAUAUCAGCGUUUGUGAUUCGUUCGGGUCUGGAUUGAAAUGCAACGGAAUGGUUUGCUCGGCAGUAA
This is a messenger RNA of Brachypodium distachyon (stiff brome), 2059 nucleotides long. Its product is annotated as L-ascorbate oxidase. The record is from RefSeq and is a predicted model, not a curated record. Gene Ontology annotation, cellular component: extracellular region; plasmodesma. The transcript has 5 exons. Bases 111 to 1853 code for a protein of 580 amino acids. Lineage: Eukaryota; Viridiplantae; Streptophyta; Magnoliopsida; Poales; Poaceae. Gene Ontology annotation, molecular function: oxidoreductase activity; copper ion binding.